UUAAAAACUGUAAAUAUGAUAUUUUCAGGGUUCAUUUUUCUGCUACCUGCAGCGGGGGCAGUCGGUGGUGUACUAGCGGCCGCAGGUGUUCCAUCGCUUCUGGGGUUUGGUGCAACCGGUAUUGCUGCUGGAACCGCAGCAGCUGGGAUGAUGUCCGCCUCAGCGAUAGCUAGUGGAGGAGGAGUAGUAGCGGGCGGCGUGGUUGCUACAAUGCAGUCAAUCGGAGCUGCAGGGUUGACUGCAGGGAUGGCUGCCACAGCUGCAACAGUUGGUGGUUGUGCAGGAGCUGCCGCCAAUAGAUUUCUAGAUGACGAAAGAUAAAUCGAGCAUGCUUAUACAAUCAUUAGACAUUGUAGCCAUAACGCUCAUCAUUAAAAGCUUAAUUGGACAUAAAAUUAUUCUGCUAUUUCUUUUUUUUAAAAAUAUAAACAGUUGUGGUGCUCUGAUUGGCUGAUGCUACAGAUUUUUAAUUUUGUUUUCUGUGCAGAAAAGCAGCUUUUUAAAAGAAAGCAGCUUAUUAAAUUACUGUAGUAUCUUUUAAUUAAAAAUUAUAAUUUUAAACUUAAAAAUUAAAGUUCCCCUAUCUUAUACUUGCAUAUAGACCAUAAAAUCUGGUAUUCAACUUAGGGAUUCUUGCAUUAAAACGUAUGUAAACUGAAACAUU
This is a messenger RNA of Anneissia japonica, 664 nucleotides long. RefSeq names its product interferon alpha-inducible protein 27-like protein 2A. The transcript has a single exon. The coding region runs from base 16 to 321 and encodes 101 amino acids. NCBI's taxonomy places the organism in Eukaryota, Metazoa, Echinodermata, Crinoidea, Comatulida, Comatulidae. Gene Ontology annotation, cellular component: membrane. The record is from RefSeq and is a predicted model, not a curated record.